GGCUGCGUGUCUGCCGACGCUGCGACCCCAAACUAACUUCUCCUCGUCACCUGCGAGGACUUUGGAGCGGGCUCGCCUUCUUCAGCCAACAGAUGCGACAUGCUUGGCCAAAUGAUUCCCACUCCAACUGUCCUCCCCGAUUCAGCGCGCUUGGGAGAGGCGGCGUUCACUUGCUCCUCUAUACAAACGGGAUAAAGAACUCCUCCACCAAGUAGGAAGGUCACCGAAAGUAGCGGCAGAACCGCUCUUCACUAUGCUUUGGGCUCAAUCUCUCACUUCAGAGAAGCAGCAUUUGUAGCGUCGGGAUUUUGUUUAUUAUUUUUUUUGUCUUGAAGUCGAGGGAGAUCCCAAGAAUCCAGACAUGCCUGUGAGAAGAGGUCACGUUGCUCCACAAAACACAUUCCUGGGAAUGAUCAUUCGGAAAUUCGAAGGUCAAAACCGGAAAUUUGUGAUCGCAAAUGCCAGAGUGGAGAACUGUGCCAUCAUCUACUGCAACGAUGGCUUCUGUGAGAUGACUGGCUUCUCCAGACCGGACAUCAUGCAGAAGCCUUGCACCUGUGACUUCCUGCACGGUGACCUGACGGAUGAGGAGGCCAUCAGCCAGGUAGCCCAGGCGGUGCAGGGGUCGGAGGAGCGCAAAGUAGAGAUCACCUACUACCGCAAGGAUGGGUCGGACUUCCAGUGCAGCAUUCACAUAAUCCCAGUCAAGAAUGAAGAGGGCGUCGUGAUGAUGUUCAUCCUAAAUUUUGACUGUGUUCAGGAUGAAGGAAGUGACAGCUCCACGGAGAAGCUAAGCCCCACGUCGCCGACUAAGUCAGAUCAAAGAAGGAGUAGAUUCUUCCGCUUCCGACAGGCAGCUUUAAGUUUAAUGAAUACCAACAAGCAAUCUCUACCACAAGAGGAUCCAGAUGCAGUCAUGGUGGACUCGCCCAAAGACAACGAGGACUCGCUGGCGCUGCAGAGCUUUCCCUCGCCCACCAAGAGCAUCUGCAGUCCCAUCGAGGCCAACGACAGGCACGCACUCAUCGGCUCCAGCCGCCACUCGUCCCAGGCCAGCAUCGGUCCCGAGCCCGUGGACCACUCUUCCCCGAAACUGCCAUGGGAGAAGUUGUAUGAGACGGAUCUCCAUCAGUCUUCCACAUCUCUGUCCAACACCUUCCCCAGAGGAAGCGUCAGUAGCAUGAGGCGAGCGUCUUCGGCCCACGAGAUCGAAGGCUACAGCGCCAAUUCCAAAGGUGGCUAUCGAGAUCGACAGGCAAAUGAAGGUCCUCUAAAUCAUGUGAAGUCGAGCCUGCUGGGCUCCACCUCUGACUCCAACAUCAACAAGUACAGCACCAUCCACAAGAUCCCCCUCAUUGCACUCAACUUUGCUGAAGGCGGCGACAAGAAGACGCACUCUCCGCCCACGUCGGAGAAAACCAUCAUUGCACCAAAGGUCAAGGACAGGACGCACAACGUCACAGAGAAAGUGACACAGGUUCUGUCGCUCGGAGCAGACGUGCUCCCGGAGUAUAAACUCCAGACCACCCGCAUCGACAAGUUCACCAUCCUGCACUACAGCCCCUUCAAGGCUGUGUGGGACUGGCUGAUCCUGCUGCUGGUCAUCUACACAGCCAUCCUCACCCCCUACUCGGCCGCCUUCCUCCUCAACGACCAGGAGGAGCAGAAGAGGCGCGAGUGCGGCUACUCCUGCAGCCCUCUCAACGUGGUGGACUUGAUGGUGGACAUCAUGUUCAUCAUCGACAUCCUCAUCAACUUCAGGACCACCUACGUGAACCACAACGAGGAGGUGGUCAGUCACCCGGCUAAGAUCGCCAUCCAUUAUUUCAAAGGCUGGUUCCUUAUAGACAUGGUGGCCGCGAUCCCCUUUGACCUGCUCAUCUUUGGCUCCGGAUCCGAUGAGACAACGACUCUGAUCGGACUGCUGAAGACGGCGAGGCUCCUGCGAUUGGUGCGUGUUGCUCGGAAACUGGACCGCUACUCUGAGUACGGCGCCGCGGUGCUCAUGUUGCUCAUGUGCAUCUUCGCCCUCAUCGCCCACUGGCUGGCGUGUAUUUGGUACGCCAUCGGCAACGUGGAAAAGCCUUAUCUGGAGCACAAGAUUGGCUGGCUGGACAAUCUCGGUGUGUCGAUCGGGAAGAGAUACAACUACAGCGACCCCACGUCGGGACCCUCCAUCAAGGACAAGUAUGUCACAGCACUUUAUUUCACCUUCAGCAGUCUGACCAGCGUGGGAUUUGGGAAUGUUUCUCCAAACACCAACUCAGAGAAGAUCUUCUCCAUUUGUGUCAUGCUGAUUGGGUCACUCAUGUACGCCAGCAUCUUUGGAAAUGUCUCGGCCAUCAUCCAGAGAUUGUACUCAGGUACAGCCCGGUACCAUGCUCAGAUGUUACGGGUCAAAGAGUUCAUCCGCUUCCACCAGAUCCCCAACCCACUGAGGCAGAGAUUGGAGGAAUAUUUCCAGCACUCCUGGACCUACACGAAUGGCAUUGACAUGAACACGGAGGUGCUAAAAGGCUUUCCUGAGUGCCUGCAGGCCGAUAUCUGCCUCCAUCUCAACAGGAAUCUUCUUCACAACUGCAAGGCGUUCCAAGGAGCCACCAAAGGCUGCCUCAGGGCGCUGGCCAUGCACUUCAAAACCACUCACGCCCCGCCCGGCGACACUCUGGUCCACAGCGGGGAUGUGCUCACAGCGCUGUACUUCCUCUCCCGCGGCUCCAUAGAGAUCCUGAAGGAUGACAUCGUGGUGGCAAUUCUGGGGAAAAACGACAUAUUUGGAGAGAUGAUCCAUCUGUUUGCCAAACCUGGAAAGUCCAACGCCGAUGUGCGAGCCUUGAGUUACUGUGACCUGAGCACCAUUCAGAGGGAGGACCUGCUGGAGGUGCUGGACAUGUACCCGGAGUUCGCUGACACCUUCUUCACCAACCUGGAGCUCACGUUCAACCUCAGAGACGACUCUCCCAAGCCUUCAGGCUCCCAGGGGUGUGAUUCAGACGCCGAGGUCCCCAAGAACGUGAAGCGGAGGACCUCUUAUACGCUCGGUGAUUCCAAAGGGGAGAACAGGGAAGUGGGUGCAGACUUGGAAAGAGAGAGGGAGAGGGAGUCCGACUUGUGCCUGAAGAGAAGCCCAGAACUCCUGGGUCCCCCGUCACCCAACGCCCUGGAGUCGGACUCAAAUCUCGUUGGACACAUCCAGGCCAGAAACAGCUCCGGGAGUCCUUCCUUUGAUGAUCUGUGCUGUGAUAAAUGGGUCUGCAAGAAGCCUGCGGACUACCUGGAUGAGUCAGCACAGUUCCAGGACUGUAGAGAGGACGAUAACUCUGCCAGCGAGCUCACGUUCGGAGAGGUGGAACAGCGCUUAGGUCAGCUCCAAGAUCACCUGAACAGACUGGAGUCUCAGCUGAUGUCAGACAUCCAGACAAUCCUGCAGCUGCUGCAGCGGCAGCCGACCCCCGGGCCUCCAGCCUACAGCACCGUGACCUCCAGUCCAGACUAUCACAGGCUGGCUGUCAAGGUUCAGCCGGCGACGAUGACUGCGAGCCACUUUUUCAGCCAUUCAGGGCCUCAAGGACCAAGCCUCCGCCCGGAGGGGAGCAGUCACGAACUCAAAGACUCUUUUUCGAGCUUGGCGAGCGUGAGCGCCUCCACAGCUGACAGCCUUACGACAUGUGUACAGAGACACACAGAGCCACAGCAGCAUCAGCAGCCACCGGAGAGUGCAGGACUCCAGCAGUCCCCACUCAUCCUCAUCUCCACAGACCCCGCCCCCUCAUCCCCUCCGGCCUCUGACUCCCACGGACCAGCACCAGGUGCAGCUUUUCCACGACCAUAAACACCUCAAAGUUCAAGUUCAAAUAUCUGACUUGUAAUGCUGUAAUGACAAAUGAGCAGCAGGGUUGUGGAUUUACAGUCAUUUGGAUAUAUAUAUAUAUAUAUAUAUAUAUAUAUAUAUAUGUGGUCAUUUCUUUUGUGAUGUCUUCUGAAUUCUCGUCAGUCCAAACAUGCAGUAACGGCAGCAAAUCUGAACCACGCACACCUGUAAAUACCCAUGGUCCCCUGAAUUAAACACUUUAUUUUGGUAUUUAUUGGCAUGAAUGCUUGUUUCACCAGCCUGUGCUUGCUCGCUUCUUAAAUUGAGAUCUGUCGUCACCAUCUCUGUUUUGUUUGACAUUGACUAACCUACCUCACAAUUAGGCUGGUCACAUCAAUCCGAGACGUUCACUGCCCCCGACUGGACCCAAGCCAUCAUAGCAGCAACAUAUCAAUACGGCAAGGACCAGGGAUCCUUUUUCACGGUUCCUGAUGGAGACCCGGACGGUACCAAAAAAAAAAAAAGGCAAAAUAAAGUUCAGUUUUUGCCCCCAGAUUUUCCACCAAAGACAAUUUGACGUAUCAGACCAGCAUUUUGAGUCAAUACUGCCUCUAGUGGAGAGUGAGUGAAGAGUUCUUCACCUCAGCCGAUCGAGUCCCAGUCAGGGAAGCAGUGAGAGGUUUGAUAGAAGCUGCAGCUCCGCUACAAGUCCGUAGCAGAUGACUGAGGAAUUGGUUGUCUAGUUCCUUUGUUGAUGAGCCUUUUUAUUAAGCUAAAUUUAAAGUCACAGUCUGAAUCACUAGAUCUGUUUACGGUCCACGUUACCAGAGAAUAUUUCACAUUUCAGUAACACGUAGCUCAUAUCACCAUUUACAAAGACUUGUAAGUAAACACUUGCUUUCAUCGGUCAAUGUAGUUGUUCUCAGAACCGGUGUUUUAACCGUGGACCACGUGUUGAAAAACACCAUCAACAACAGUGAGCAAAUUGUCGCCCCUGAAGGGCUCCACAGUUUGUGUUCACACAAGCUGAGAUGGCAUAUUCUGGAGUUCAUCGACAGAGAGGAUAGUAUAGGAAAUGCCUGAUAUUUGCCCCUGAUAUUCACUUUUAUUCCUAGCUUGCCUGCUAGUUGUGUGAGCUAAUGAGUGGGUGAAGUUGAAUGUCUAUUUCAUACAAUGGUUGGAUAUUAGGAUGCUCAUUCCUCUAUAGACGACUUGAAGGAGAGCUGCAGCUGCUGCUGCUGGAUACUUUAGCCUUGAAAGUGAAAAUUUGCAUGGCCAGCAUUCUUUGGCGAUUUCAUUUAACAAUCUCAGGCUUAUUUUUUUUUUGGAGAGCCUGCUGAGUUUAGAGUGCCGGUCUUUGUCUCCUUGUGUAAAAAUGAGCCAUGGAGGUGUAUUACAGCAUUAUUACGUGGGUAUCUGAACACAUAUCUGUCGUAUUCUCUGAAGUGAGACUCAGGGGUUGUGGACUAUCGCACCGCACCAUAUCCAUGGUUUCCUUUUAAGAAAGAAUAAUGUGCAUUAUUACCGAGGUCAAUGACGUGCACCUGAUAUAUACGGCGGAUUUGUAGAUAGUGCAUGUGUUUUUUUUGUUUUUUGUUUUUGUUUUUUUUAAUCUAGUAAAUGUUUUUGCACUGCUUGAAAGCCCAAACGUAGCACAUCACACAAUUUAAUAAUGAUGUCAUGAUAUUUAGGAAGCACUCGGAAGGCUAGAUUAAAUUUGAACACACCCCAAACAGGGACAUGUGCCUAUACACUGGAUCCAAAUAAAAGUCAGCAUCUUAUUUAUUACUUCUAUUGAAAACUCUUGACAUUUUCUGGUAUGUAUUUUGGUGACCAUGCUAAUUGUAAACUGUGUUUAGACAUGCGGCGGGAAAAUACGUCACAAGAUGUGAGACGACUGAUAUUUUUUUAACUGAGGUUAAUGAGAUAUUGUAGGGAAUGCUUGUUUUGAAGGUGUGGGAGCAAUAAAGUCAAUGCACACA
Synchiropus splendidus (mandarinfish) is the source of this 5793-nucleotide messenger RNA. RefSeq names its product potassium voltage-gated channel subfamily H member 7-like. Gene Ontology annotation, cellular component: membrane. Bases 362 to 3832 code for a protein of 1156 amino acids. Lineage: Eukaryota; Metazoa; Chordata; Actinopteri; Syngnathiformes; Callionymidae. Gene Ontology annotation, molecular function: inward rectifier potassium channel activity. The record is from RefSeq and is a predicted model, not a curated record. Gene Ontology annotation, biological process: potassium ion transmembrane transport; regulation of ventricular cardiac muscle cell membrane repolarization; regulation of heart rate by cardiac conduction. The transcript is spliced from 15 exons.